GAGACCGAAAAAGUGGUCCGCCAGCUACACAUUUCUUCCUUAAAAGUACAGGUCUUCCAAACAUGAACGAGGGACAGUUUGGUUGCUAGCUCCGGAGCGAUCGUGUGGUUCUGUUCGGUGUGCGCGAACUAUUCGCAUAGAGAAAUGUUCCCUGAAACGCUGGUUUUUGCCCUGGCCCUGCUCAUCACGGGCGCGAUACUGUUUCUGCUGAUCUACUUCCUGAUUAUACUGUCCGAUUUGGAAUGCGAUUACCUCAACGCUCAGCAGUGCUGCUCGAAGCUCAACUUUUGGUCCAUCCCGAAGCUGGCCGGCCACGGGUUCCUGGCCUUCCUGCUGCUCAUGCACGGCAACUGGAUUCUCUGUCUGCUGAACCUUCCGAUGAUCGGAUGGCUGGUGUACGAGCAGUACAAGGUGCCGGCCGGUAACAUUGGCGUGUACGAUCCGGCCGAGAUCCACAACCGUGGGAUGGUGAAGAAACACCUACGGGACACCAUGAUCGGACUGGGGUUUUAUUUGAUUAUCUUCUUCAUCUAUCUGUACUGUAUGAUAAUUGCCUUAUUGAAAGGCGAUCCAAUAAAGCGUCACGAGGAAGAGGAAAUCAUAACGGAGUUCUAGGCGCUUCAAGGAGCUGGUUUUCGAAGACGACUAAAUUCGAUACGGACGACCCGUAUCGUAAACUGCUCAAUGCCUCUAGCCCCUCUUCCGUAGCAUGUAGCGCCAGCAAUGACAUUUUUCUAGUAGCCGAGCAUAAGAACGUUAGCCAAAGAUUUUCCGAAGUUUUAAGCUUA
Messenger RNA from Anopheles cruzii, 788 nucleotides. It is a transcript of the gene cnir, whose product is annotated as protein cornichon homolog 4. The record is from RefSeq and is a predicted model, not a curated record. Lineage: Eukaryota; Metazoa; Arthropoda; Insecta; Diptera; Culicidae. Gene Ontology annotation, biological process: endoplasmic reticulum to Golgi vesicle-mediated transport. The transcript is spliced from 3 exons. Bases 145 to 615 code for a protein of 156 amino acids. Gene Ontology annotation, cellular component: endoplasmic reticulum membrane; COPII-coated ER to Golgi transport vesicle.